This is a messenger RNA of Cuscuta europaea, 488 nucleotides long. NCBI's taxonomy places the organism in Eukaryota, Viridiplantae, Streptophyta, Magnoliopsida, Solanales, Convolvulaceae. The record is from the annotation of a GenBank genome assembly.
UCAGAUUCUUUGUCACAAUUCAAUGUUUGGAUAAUUAUAUUCCCGUGUCGGGGCUUACACUUCCAUGAUCUUGGAAUCUAUGAACUACCCUCCAAAGCUCAUAGACAGGUGAAUCUGGAGUUGAUCACAGUCACGUACCCUCAUCGUUAUUGGUUCCAAAAAGCGAAUCCAGCAGAAUUUACAAUCAUGGGGAGCAAGGUUUGGGGGUGGAUGGUCAUCCAUUGGACUACACCCAUUUAUUUAGUGGGUUUUGUGGCAAAUGAUGAUUUUUAUUCUCAGAAAUUAGUUUUUGCGAGAACUACUCUCUAGCUAAGAACAUGAAUGUGUUGACCAAUCAAUGUGGCUCUAGGGAAAGCUUUAUUGAGAACCCGCUAUGGACAUAUUUAAUGAGAUUAGAUUCUACUGUACCCAUAAGAUAUCAUACAUUUGUCCAUAUGGACCAAUGAGAAUGUUGUAAUUGAAUUAUUUAAAUCUAAAUUAAAAAUGAC